UCCGGCGCUUGCUUGAUGGAAUGCCGCCACCUGCUCACGAGCUCCUCUUCUCUCCCUCCGGUUGCGCGGGCGAUCUAUAGAACUAGAUGUUGCUCGAGCCAUGGCCGGAUCGCUGCUUCCGCCCUCCGUGCAUGGUCCCGGCGGAAGCCGCCGGAAAUCCUCCUCCACCCUCGCCGCCCCAAGCAGCCGCCUGACAUGGGAAUACCACGAAUGCCCUUGGAUAUGGUGGGGGGAUACCGCCAACUUCUUGACGAGGAGAAGCCCGCGGCUGACGGCGACGACGGUUCGGAGUGGAGUGCCCUAGAAUUGGAGGCAAUUUCCGCCCUCUUUGACCGGCCGAUGGCACAGAAGCCGGUUAAGAGCGUUGUAAAGCGGCCCCUGCCACUCCCGACGCCCCACAAGGGGCGUCCCCCGGGGUUUCCUUCCCCGAAGCGCCACGUUCGCUCCGCCUCAGGUUCCUCACUUGCGCCGCGGUGUUCCUUCGCCGACCGGGUUCGCAAGAACCCGGAAGCCCUAAUCGGCAUCGCGCGCGAGAUCGCGGCGCUUCCCGCCGACAGCGACGCCUGCGAGGUGCUCGACCGGUGGCGGAGGUUCCUCCGCAAAGGGUCCCUGUCGAUGACGGUCCGAGAGCUGGGUCACAUGGGCCUCCCCGAUCGAGCGCUGCAGACUUUGUGCUGGGUUCAGAAGGAGCCCUCGCUGUUCCCCGACGACCGCACUCUCGCCUCGGCGGUGGAAGUGUUGGCCAGGUGCGGUCAGCUCAGGAUCGAAGCGGACUUGUCCAGAUACUUGAACUCCGCCAGCCGACCCGUCAUCGAAGCCAUGGCCAGGGGGUUCCUCAAAGCAGGGCGCCUGAGCCGAGCCCGCAAGAUUCUGCUUUUCGCCAAGGACAACCACCGAACUCUCGAUCCCGGUAUCUACGCGAAGCUCAUUUCCGAGGCCGGCAAGACUCCUGAUGGCUACAGGCUGGCAGCAGCCGUGCUGGACGAGCUUGGUGAGAGGGAGGACUUCGACCUGGAGCCGCAGGAUUGCACGGCUGUGAUGAAGGUCUGCAUUAAGCUCGAGAGGUUUGAAGCCCUGGAGAACCUGUUCCACUGGUACAAGCUCAGCAGAAGACACCCCACUGUGGUGAUGUACACUACGGUCAUCCACAGCAAGUACUGCGAGAAGAAGUUCCGCGAAGCACUAGCUUUGGUGUGGGAGAUGGAGAGUUCCGGGUGCCCCUUUGAUCUCCCGGCUUAUCGUGUCGUGAUUAGGCUAGUGGUUGCUCUAAAUGAUCUAGGGAGAGCGACUCGGUACUUCUCCAAGUUGAAGGACGCUGGAUUCUCUCCAACGUGCGACAUCUACCAUGAUAUGAUCACUGUUAAUGCAGCUUCGGGUAGAUUGGCAAAGUGCAGGCAGUUGCGUAAAGAAGCAGAGAUGGCUGGACUGAGGUUGGAUGGAAAGACAUUGUCCAUGCUUUCUGAGCUAGAGUCAAAAGCUUUUUCAAAAGGUUAGAAAACUUCUUCCUGCUUGUGUUGUUGUAUUGUUCUCUCUGUUUCAACAUUCCUUUGUAGUUGUUCAUAAAUAAAGAAAAGUUCUUUCACAUUACAAGAAUAUUUCACAUUAGAUGGCAUGCAAAACUUGUUCCUGCUACUGCACAAACUGUCUAAAGUCCACAAAUUGAUUAUAAUUCAUUGUUUAUCUAC
Zingiber officinale is the source of this 1685-nucleotide messenger RNA. Its product is annotated as pentatricopeptide repeat-containing protein At2g01860-like. NCBI's taxonomy places the organism in Eukaryota, Viridiplantae, Streptophyta, Magnoliopsida, Zingiberales, Zingiberaceae. The transcript has a single exon. The coding region runs from base 16 to 1494 and encodes 492 amino acids. Gene Ontology annotation, molecular function: protein binding. The record is from RefSeq and is a predicted model, not a curated record.